This is a messenger RNA of Pseudonaja textilis, 903 nucleotides long. RefSeq names its product olfactory receptor 14J1-like. Gene Ontology annotation, biological process: G protein-coupled receptor signaling pathway. Gene Ontology annotation, molecular function: olfactory receptor activity; G protein-coupled receptor activity. Lineage: Eukaryota; Metazoa; Chordata; Lepidosauria; Squamata; Elapidae. The record is from RefSeq and is a predicted model, not a curated record. Gene Ontology annotation, cellular component: membrane.
AUGUCAAAUCUUACCUCUGCUUCUGGGUUCCUGCUUCUGAAAUUUUCUCAAGUUCGAGAGUUACAGAUCUUAUAUUUCUUCCUGUUUCUAGCAGUAUACCUGAUCACCCUGCUGGGGAAUCUUUUCACCAUCAUUUCAAUUGUUGUUGACCAUCACCUGCACACACCAAUGUACUUCUUCUUAAUGAACUUGGCAAUUAUUGAUAUUGGUUCCAUAUCAUCCAUUGUACCCAAAUCCAUGUUCAACUCUCUCGGGAACAACUGUUUCAUUUCUUAUUUUAAAUGUGCCUUUCAGGUUUUCUUUUUCUUUGAUGCAUCUGAGUUCUCUCUCUUAACAGUAAUGGCACAUGUUGCUAUUUAUAAUCCAUUACAAUAUGAAACAAUAAUGAAUAGCAGAACCUGUAUUAAAAUGGUAGCCAUGGUGUGGUUAUCUGGUUUCCUUUAUGCCAUAUUGCACACAAGCAGUACAUUUUCAAUAACUUUCUGUUCAAAUGAAGUUGACCAAUUUUUCUGUGAAAUCCCCAAACUACUGAAACUUUCUUGCUCUGACCUAUACUUAGUGGAAGGUGUUCUUCUUGUAGUGAGCUGUAACCUAGCAUUCGGUUGCUUUAUCUUCAUCAUUAUAAGUUAUGUAUGGAUCUUCAGAGCUGUACUUCAGAUCCGUUCUGUACAGGGACGGCAAAAAGCUCUCUCUACUUGUCUCUCACACUUAAUUGUAGUCUCAGUGUUCAUUUGUAUUGGUUUCUUUGUCUAUGCACAACCUCCCAGCAACAGUUCAUCUUAUUUAGACUUAGUUUUUUCCAUAAUAUAUGUGAUCUUUCCUCCUAUGAUGAAUCCAUUCAUUUACAGCAUUAGAAAUAAAGAGUUUCAGAAUGCCUUGUUCAAGUUUUUAAAUCUUGGGUAA